CCAGACCACUGCCCACUGAAAUCCCGUGUGGGCUCCUUGUGGACAUGGUGGCUAGGAACGAACACUACACUUCCCAAGAGUCUCUGCGAUUCCUUGCUUCACUGUUUGCUACUGGAGUUCAAUCUUUAAAAUUCCGUUUCAUGAUACCCGUCAUUAUCUAAUAUCAUUUCGUCGUUGCUGCCAUGGCGGAAUCUGCAGCUUGUCCGCCUUUUCAAUUGGGAAGACCUCGAUAUGAUCAGAGCUCAUUUUUGGGGAGGCUGAAGCACUUCAUUGACAUCAUAGACCCCAGCACACUCUUUGUGUCAGAGGGUCGAUUAAAUGAAUGUGUGAAGCUUCUUGAUGAUUUUAAGAAAGGCAAUCUUUCGCCUGGAGUAACUGAUUCACAGCUCUGGGAAGCACAAAAAGUCAAACAGGCAAUCAUUCAUCCUGACACAGGAGAAAAGAUCUUUAUGCCUUUUCGCAUGUCAGGCUACGUCCCAUUCGGAACACCUGUAGUUGUGGGCCUUCUGCUUCCUAGUCAGACACUGGGUUCAACUGUUUUCUGGCAGUGGUUGAACCAGAGCCAUAACGCCUGUGUGAACUAUGCCAACCGCAAUGCCACCAAGCCCACGCCAGCUUCCAGGUUUGUGCAAGGCUAUGUUGGAGCGGUCAGCAGCGCUGUCUCCAUUGCAGUGGGGCUUAACAUACUGAUCCAGAAAUCCAGCAAGUUCAGUCCAGCAACUCGUGUCAUUAUCCAGAGAUUCAUCCCCUUUCCUGCUGUGGCCAGUGCCAACAUCUGUAACGUGGGUCUGAUGAGGCACAGCGAGCUCUCCGAGGGCAUCUCCGUGCUGGACGACAACGGGAACGUGGUGGGGUCGUCCCGGAUCGCUGCCAAACACGCACUGAUGGAGACAGCCUUUACACGUGUGGUCCUGCCCUUGCCUAUAUUCGUCCUCCCGCCCAUGAUAAUGGCCUACCUCGAAAAGCUCCCCCUGCUCCAGGCUCACCGCAGACUGAUGCUGCCCAUCCACAGCUUUGUGUGCCUGGCCGUGUUCGGCUUGUCCUUGCCUUUGGCCAUCAGCCUGUUCCCACAGAUGUCUCAGAUUGAGGUGUCUCACCUUGAGCCAGAGAUUGCCAUGGCAACAGAUUGCAAGGUGGUGACCUACAACAAGGGACUAUGAGGAGCAGCGCAGGCAGCGAGGAGAGUGGAUAUGGAAUGAGCCCGUUUCUGCGGUGGAACUUGAAUCAGACCACUGGCAGAGUCUUUGUCUGCUGAUUCUGGAGACUUCUUCUUUCAAGGAGGACUUUUAUGUAGCCCUAAAGCAAUACUAACAGUUUAAUGCUGUAUAAUGAGUUAUAAUCCAGGGUCUCAAUUGCACUGAAAUAUUUGUCUAAUAAACCUCUAACAAACUAAAAGGGAACAAGCAUAUCUCUAAAUCUUGCUUCCAUUUUGAUAUUGAUUAAGUACUGUAACUCAAACAGAGAUGCCAGUUAUUCAUGCAUUUUUUUAUUACUGACAUUGUCAAAGGAUUUAAUUGUUCCUACUUGUUUUGAGAUUUUUUAAUAUGAAAAUGAUUUGGUGAAAAUGAAUUUAAUAAUACUAUAUAAUAUCUAUUUCAAAAUGUCCUUUAAUUGCAUGGUCUAAGCAUACUUGUAAAGACGACAUUCUUUUAUCUGUGAAAUAAUUGUAUUCUUUGUCUGUUCAAUGUAGCCUAAAUUAUGACAUUAUUUAUUGUGUUUUGAGGACCAGUUAGUUCAAAUGCAGCUAAUUGCUUGCCAGUGAAAUAUUUGGAAUUCAAUGUGCAUUAGAUGAGUUCACUGUAAAAAAUAAUUAUUGCAUAAUUGUCUUUAAAAUGUAAAGAUAACAUUUUGUAACAAAAAUCUGUAACGUACCUAUUCAUCUAUUAAUAUUGAAAUACAGUAUAUUGUAUUGCGAGAGGUUAUUUGCUCAUUUUUAUCAGUACUGAAUGAUAUUUGCAAUGCAAAUAAUAAUACUGUAAUGCAAAAUGAAUAAAAUGAAAUCAAUGUCGACACA
Clupea harengus (Atlantic herring) is the source of this 2014-nucleotide messenger RNA. RefSeq names its product sideroflexin-5-like. NCBI's taxonomy places the organism in Eukaryota, Metazoa, Chordata, Actinopteri, Clupeiformes, Clupeidae. Gene Ontology annotation, molecular function: citrate transmembrane transporter activity; monoatomic ion transmembrane transporter activity. The record is from RefSeq and is a predicted model, not a curated record. Gene Ontology annotation, biological process: citrate transport; mitochondrial transmembrane transport; monoatomic ion transport. Gene Ontology annotation, cellular component: mitochondrial inner membrane.